Molecule: messenger RNA, 1458 nt
Organism: Closterium sp. Yama58-4
Lineage: Eukaryota; Viridiplantae; Streptophyta; Zygnematophyceae; Desmidiales; Closteriaceae
Source: the annotation of a GenBank genome assembly
AUGAGGCCGGUCUUUUUUAUCUCAUCUGUCCCUCACCUACAACUUCUUCCCUUUUCUGCCCCAUCUCAUCUGCCCCAUCUCAUCUGCCCCAUCUCAUCUGCCCCAUCUCAUCUGCCCCAUCUCAUCUGCCCCCUCCCACCUGCCCCCUCCCACCUGCCCUCUCUCAUCACACAGCUGGAGGAGGAGCUUAGGGUGGAGAGGGAAAUAGCUGAAAGCACCGGGCGGGCGGCGCACGCUGAGAGUAGGCGGAGAGUUGAGGCAGAGAAUGAAGUCGGUGCACGACAACGGGAGGUGGAGCGACUGCGGAAGGAACUACAGGAUGCACUGGACAAGCAAGAAGAUGAUGAGGCGGCGUUUCAGAGUGAGAUCGCAGAGCUGGAGAAGGAGCUGCAUGCGGAAAGGAAAUUGGCUGAAAACAAUGGGCAGAUGGCGCAGGCGGAGUACGAACGUAGAGCUACAGCUGAGAUUGACGUCGCUACAUUGCAGGAGACGCUAGAUGCUGUGCUGGAGGAACAGUGGAAAAGAGAGGAAGACUUUAGGACAGAGAUUGCCAAGCUGGAGGAAAAACUCUAUGCGGAACGGGAAGCGGCUGUCGGUAUGGAGCGGAUGGCGCAUGCAGAGACCGAGUGCAGAGCCGCAGCGGAGAGGGUGGUCGCUGCACUGCGACGUGAAGUGGAGUGUCUGCGGAAGGAUCUAAGCGAGGCGCUGGACAAGCAAAUGAAUGAUGAGGAGGAGUAUCAGAGUGAGGUGGGAUCAGGGUGUGACGGGUGUGGGAUGGGUGUGGGAUGGGUUGGGGGAUGGGUGUGGGAUGGGUGUGGGAUGGGUGUGAUGGGCGUGGGAUGGGUGUGGAAUGGGUUUGGGAUGGGUGUGGGAUGGGUGUGGGAUGGGUGUGGGAUGGGUGUGGGACGGGUGUGUGAUGGGUGUGGGAUGGCUGUGGGAUGGGUGUGGGAUGGGUGUGGGAUGGGUGUGGGAUGGGUGUGUGAUGGGUGUGGGAUGGUUGUGGGAUGGGUUGGGGGAUGGGUGUGGGAUGGGUUUGGGAUGGGUGAAGGAUGGGUUGGGGGAUGGGUGUGGGAUGGGUGUGGGAUGGGUGUGAUGGGUGCGGGAUGGGUGUGGGAUGGGGAUGGGACCGUGGUGAGAUCGUGGUGGGAUUGGUAUGGGACUGGUGUGGGCUGUGAUGAUGAGGCGCCGAUGGCUCGCCUAGACGGAUGCCUUUCUCGAACGCAAGUGUGGUGGGACUUUAGGAUUAGCUGCGAGGGGGAGUUUAGGGAAACGGGAGGAGGAUGCAUUUGUCACGUGCUCCUGUCUCACUUGCUCCCUCACUGCCUUCUUCCGUUCUGGUUCUUUCCAUAUCUGAAACUUUUUCUCUCCCUUUUCCUGUCAGAUUCAGCAGAUGUCGUGCAAGAUUGUUGCACUGCAGGAGCAGAUGGAGAGGAAGAGGGAGCGGAUGAGGCUGGAUAG